Messenger RNA from Marchantia polymorpha subsp. ruderalis, 2411 nucleotides. The record is from the annotation of a GenBank genome assembly. Lineage: Eukaryota; Viridiplantae; Streptophyta; Marchantiopsida; Marchantiales; Marchantiaceae.
AGGAAUACGACGCCUGAUCCCACGACUGCGCCCCGUCUGGCGCACGACGGCCUCGUCUACCGCGAUCCCAGAUGCGGGCUCGAAGCAGCAGCAGCAGCCGCACCAGCUGUGAAGAAUCUGCAGAUGCACUUGCUCUGCGCUCGUGCGCGCUCCUACUACAUGUUCUAGUUGCGCCUUGCGCCUCUGCCAAUAAUUUACUUCAUCUACUCUGUACAAUUCUGUAAUUUUAUUUCUUCCGCCGGUCGAUCGAUCCGCAGACGCACAGGCGGCAGAGCAGACGAGUGCAGCGGGAAGAAGAGCUGUGAGCCGGGCCGGAUUUGGGCAGAGGUCUGGCAGGGAGAAUUCACAGCUUCGGCGCAAUGCAGCCGCUUCCGCUUUUGCUGCAUUUGCUCCUGAUUGUGUCCAUAGCAGCUCAAAGUCCACCGGCACCUCCUCCAGCGCCAGAGUCACAACCGCCACCAGCACCAGCGCCUGGUGUAGAGGGUAGCACCCCUGCUCCAGCGCCUGCACGCAAUCCUUUGAGUCCUCCUGCUCCUCCUCCACCAGACACCAUUCCUAAUCCAAAUGGGAAUCCAAGUCCAGCUCCUGCUCCGAAUGAUCAACCAUCGAAUUCUGAAGGGAGCAACGUGACUUGGUGUGCUGUCAGGGAAGAAUAUGACGCUUGCUUGAAGUAUACAAGUCUCAUCCCUGGACCCCUCAACUGGACAUGUGUGGCUAAGGAGAACAAGGGAGAGUGUAUGGAUGCCAUUAAGAAUGGAGAAGCAGAUUUGAUAUCAUUGGAGGCAGGCUAUGCUUACAUGGCCUUCCUCAACAAGUCCAUGAAAGCCAUACUUUCUGAGGAGUACUCCUUCCAUGCUCAGUCGUAUGGAGCAGUAGCAGUGGUCAACAAGUACAUGUGCGACAGAAACUCUCGGCUUAGUCUGGAAGAUCUUCGGAACUUCAAGUCGUGCCAUCCUGGUUAUCAAACUUCUGGUGGUUGGAACUAUCCCGUAUAUUAUCUCCUUAAGAUGGGCAUUGACCCUAGGCUGAAAAAUGAUUCUUCCGAUCCAAACGACGUUAAAACGAUUAACAGCUUCUUCUCGGAAAGCUGUGCACCUUCCGAGUUGGGCCAUGGAGGACUUUGCAGCGCUUGUGGCAAUACAAGUUCUUGUUCAAGUAUAGACAAUAUAUACGCAGGAGAAACGGGAGCAUUUCGCUGCUUGAUGGAUGGAACUGGAGACAUUGCUUUCCUUAGAGCGAAGACAGCUACAAUGUACUCGAGCGAUGGUGUAAAUAGGCAGGCCUGGUCAAGUAAAUCCGUAAGCGAAUUCAUGUACCUUUGUCCGGGCGGAGGAUGUAAGCCGAUAAAUGAGAACUAUGGUGACUGUGUCUUUGCAACGGUUCCGGCUAACCCGUUAAUGACCCGGAAUAAUAUUACCGGUAAAAGGAGGGAUGCUAUUAUACAGGCCUUGCUAAAUGCGAACUGGACAUCGCAGCUUUACAUGGGGAAUAACUGGCAAAAUUACUUGCUUUCAGUUAGCACCCAAGCUUUGGCGAAAGUGAGCCAGCUCACAAGGCAGUAUUUGUCGACAUCUGGGAACAUCUCACAGAUCGUUCUAGACAUCAACAACAACAUUUUAUCUCUUUCAGGCUCUCCUAAGAAGACAAGUAUUCCUAGCUCUGUUAUAUCUCUUGCCCUUGGUGCUGUCACAAGCGGCAUCCUCUACUCCUUCCUCGAAAUUUUGUAAUCGCUGUAGGACCUAGUCUGGCCGCAGGCUGUGUACAUAAAGCUUUCAAUGAGAUCCACAGUUACAUCCAGAAGCUCUACUCACCGAGAAUACGCGCUCGUUUUUUGCGAGUCUGCUGGAUUGCUUCUCUCGUUCCACCAGUAGAUGAGCGGGGCGUGGUUUUGGGAGCUGCGAAGGGAACAAGGCAAGCCUUUUAGGAGACACUGUACUUAUAUUGGUCAUAGAGGGGCCCAUUUACGAGGGACUCUCUUGGAUUUUACAUCUGAUCAGAUCUGUACACGCUUGAUUCAGUCCGUAGCUUUACAUAGCUGAUCCAGUUGACCUGAUAGAAUUGUUGAGAGAUAUAUUCUUUCUUUGGCUGAAUCUGCAAAGGUCUCCACCACAAAAUAUUUGCAUAUGCGGAGGACCUGUAAUGGGCGUCACAACGUCCACAAUCCCUCGAUGUUAAUCAAAAUUUUCUCACGCUAACAAUUUAAAAUCUAUUAGGUAUUACUUAGACACAAGUAAUUUGUAGUUUCAUUACAACACAACUCUUCCACUCGCUUAGUUUGUGAGAGAGCAUGUGGUAUCAGUCGGCAGUUUGGGAUCAAUACCUACAGCCGGAACAGUCUGCAAUGUAAGUCAAAAUUCUGCAGUUCAAGUAUUGGAAAUCUAACCAGACUCUUCGAACUUACCGUCACUUUU